Messenger RNA from Rattus norvegicus (Norway rat), 19407 nucleotides. Lineage: Eukaryota; Metazoa; Chordata; Mammalia; Rodentia; Muridae. The record is from RefSeq and is a predicted model, not a curated record.
CUGUGCAUCAAAGGACAUAACUUAAAAAACAAAACAAACAAAACAAACAAACAAACAAAAAAAAACAAGUAAAGAGCUAGGUGUGGUACAUACUUGUAAUCCUACCUGACAGGAAAUUGAGACAGGAAGAUUGAAAAUUGUAAGGCCAAGUCUGGGUUACAUAUUGAGACCUUGUUGUGUGUAUAGUGGUGGGGAGGGAACAAGAGAGAGACAAAGUCAAAAUGGAUGAAAAUAAAUGGUGAAUGCAGCAUGUAGAAAGGAGGAAACUGUAAAGCGUACACCUCCAAGAGGGGUUAACACCAAGACAAUAUAACUCCCCAUGCACCAACUACAUAACAGUUAAAAUGGACAAGCAGUUCACAGGACAUUUCUCCGAAGAAAAUGAUGGCAAAAAGCCAAUAAAACAUAAAAAGAUGUUCAGUAUUACUGGAUAUUACAGAAAUUGAUAAAUCACAACCGUAGCCAUAGACUAUUUAGCACCUAUGCAAAUGGCUGUCAUUUAAAAAUAAGAAAAAGUAAAUUAAAAAUUAAAUAAAAAAUUAGUGUUUGUAAUGAUGUGGGGGAAUUAAAUAGCUUACAUUGUUGGUCAGGGUGUCAUGGUUUGGCUAUGUAGAAAUCAGUUUUUUUUCUUUUUUUUUAAUUGGAUAUUUUUUAUUUAUAUUUCAAAUGUUAUCCCCUUUCCCCCACCAAACUACCCACCCCUUCCCACCUCCCCAUCCUGACAUUCCCCUACACUGCAGGAUCCAGACUUGGCAGGACCAAGGGCUUCUCCUCCCUUUGGUGCCCAACAAGGCCAUCCUCUGCUACAUAUGCAGCUAUAGCCAUGGGUCUGUCGAUGUGUACUCUUUGGAUGGUGGUUUAGUGCCUGGGAGCUCUGGUUGGUUGAUAUUGAUAUUCUUAUUGGGUUGCAAGCCUCUUAAGCUCCUUCAAUCCUUUCCUAACUCCUCCAAUGUGGACCCCAUUCUGAGUUCAAUGGUUGGCUGCGAGCAUUUGCCUCUGUAUUUGUCAUGCUCUGGCAGAGCUUCUCAGGAGACAGCUAUGUUAGGCUCCUGUCAGCAUGCACUUCUUGGCCUCAGCAAUAUCAUCUGGGUUUGCUGGCUGUAUAUAUAUGGGCUGGAUCCCCAGGUGGGGCAGGCUCUGAAUGGUCAUUCCUUCAGUCUCUGCUCCAAACUACUUUGUCUCCAUAUCUCCUCCUAUGAACAUUUUUGUUCCUCAUCCUAAGAAGGACUGAAGCAUCCAUACUUGGUCAUCCUUCUUCUUGAGCUUUAUGUGGUCUGUGGAUUGUAUCUUGGGUAAUUCAAGCUUUUGGGCUAAUAUCCACUUAUCAGUGAGUGCAUACCAUGGGUGUUUAUUUGGGAUUGGGUUACCUCACUCAGAAUGAUAUUUUCUAGUUCCAUCUAUUUGCCUAUGAAUUUCAUGAAGUCAUUGUUUUUAAAAGCUGAGUAGUACUCCAUUGUGUAGAUGUACCACAUUUUCUGUAUCCAUUCCUCUAUUGAAGGGCAUCUGGGUUCUUUCCAGCUUCUGGCUAUUAUAAAUAAGGCUGCUAUGAACAUAGUGGAGCACGUGUCUUUGUUGUAUGUUGGAGCAUCCUUUGGGUAUAUGCCCAGGAGUGGGAUAGCUGUUCUCAGGUAGUGGAAUGUCCAGUUUUCUGAGGAACCUCCAGACUGAUUUCCAGAGUGGUUGUACCAGUCUGCAAUCCCACCAACAGUGGAGGAGUGUUCCUCUUUCUCCACAUCCUCCCCAGCAUCUGUUGUCACCUGAGUUUUUGAUCUUAGCCAUUCUGACUGGAGUGAGGUGGAAUCUCAGGGUUGUUUUGAUCUGCAUUUCCCUGAUGACUAAGGAUGUUGAACAUUUCUUUAGGUACUUCUCAGCCAUUCGACAUUUCUCAGCUGAGAAUUCUUCGUUAAUCUCUGUACCCCAUUUUUAAAUAGGGUUAUUUGAUUCUCUGGAUUCUAAUUUCUUGAGUUCUUUGUAUAUAUUAGAUAUUAGCCCUCUAUCAGAUGUAGGAUAGGUAAAGAUCUUUUUCCAAUCUGAUGGUUACCCUUUUGUCCUAUUGACAGUGUCCUUUGCUUUACAGAAGCUUUGCAAUUUUAUGAGGUCCCAUUUGUUGAUUCUUGAUCUUUGGUGUUCUGUUUAGGAAAAUUUCCCCAGUGCCCAUGUGUUCCAGGCUCUUCCCCACUUUUUCUUAGAUUAGUUUGAGUGUAUUUGGUUUUAUGUGGAGAUCCUUGAUCCACUUGGACUUGAGCUUUGUACACAGUGAAAGGAAUGGAUCAAUUUGCAUUCCUCUAUAUGCUGACCUCCAGUUAAACCAGCACCAUUUGUUGAAAAUGUUGUCUUUUUUCCACAGUUGGUUUUAGCUCCUUUGUCAAAGAUCAAGUGACCAUAGGUGUGUGGGUUCAUUUCUGGGUGUUCAAUUCUUUUCCAUUGAUCCACCUGCCUGUCUCUAUACCAAUAUCAUACAGUUUUUAUCACUAUUGCUCUGUAAUACAGCUUGAGGUCAGGGAUGGUGAUUCCUCCAGAAGUUCUUUUACUGUUGUGGAUAGUUUUCACUAUCCUGGGUUUUUUGUUUUUCCAAAUGAAUUUGCAAAUUGUUCUUUCUAACUCUAUGAAGAAUUGAGUUAAUCCUGCCAAUCCAUGAGCAUGGGAGAUCUUUCCAUAUUCUGAGAUCUUCAAUUUCUUUCUUCAGAGAUUUGAAGUUCUUAUCAUACAGAUCUUUCACUUGCUUGAUUAGAGUCACACCGAGGUAUUUGGGACUAUUGUGAAGGGUAUCAUUUCCCUCAUCAUGUUUAUCCUUUGAGUAGAGGGAGGUUACUGAUUUGUUUGAAUUAAUUUUAUAUUCAGCCACCGUUGUUGUUUAUCAGGCUUAGUAAUUCUCUUGUGGAACUUUUGGGGUCACUUAAGUUCACUAUCAUAUCAUCUGCAAAUAGUGAUAUUUUGACUUCUUCCUUUCCAAUUUGUAUCCCUUUGACCUCUUUUUUUUUUUUUUUUUUUUUUUUUUUGUUUGUUUGUUUGAUUGAUUGCUCUGGCUAGGACUUUGAGUGCUAUAUAGAAUAGGUAGGGAGAGAGUGGGCAGCCUUGUCUUUUCCCGUAUUUUAGUGGGAUUGCUUAAAAUUUCUCUCCAUUUAGUUUGAUGUUGGCUACUGGUUUGCUCUAUAUUGCUUUUACCAUGUUUAGGUAUGGGCCUUGAAUUCCUGAUCGUUCCAAGACUCUUAUCAUGAAGGGGUGUUGAAUUUUGUCAAAUGCUUUCUCAGCAUCCAAUGAGAUGAUCACAUGUUUUUUUUUCUUUGAGUUUGUUUAUAUUGUGGAUUACAUUGAUGGAUUUCCAUAUAUUGAACCAUCCUGCAUUCCUGGGAUGAAGCCUACUUGAUCAUGAUGGAUGAUCGUUUUGAUGUGUUUUUGGAUUCAGUUUGCGAGAAUUUUAUUGAGUAUUUUUACAUCGUUGUUCAUAAGGGAAAUUGGUCUAAAGUUCUCUUUCUUUGUUGUUUUUGUGUGGUAUAGGUAUAAGUGUAAUUGUGGCUUCAUAGAAGGAAUUGGGUAAUGUUCCUUCUGUUUCAAUUUUGUGGAAUAGUUUGUUCAGUAUUAAUAAUAGGUCUUCUAUGAAGUUGUGAUAGAAUUCUGCACUAACCCCAUCUGGUCCUUUUGUUUGUUUCUUUUUUCCUUUUCUUUUUUUUUUUUCCGGAGCUGGGGACCGAACCCAGGGCCUUGUGCUUGCUAGGCAAGCGCUCUACCACUGAGCUAAAUCCCCAACCCCUGGUUGGGAGACUUAAUAACUGCUUCUAUUUCAUUGGGAGUUGUGGAGCUGUUUAGAUGGUUUAUUUUAUCCUGACUUAACUUUGGUACCUGGUAUCUAUCCAUUUCAUCCAGAUUUUCCAGUUUUAUUGAAUAUAGGCUUUUGUAGUAGGAUCUGAUGUUUUUUGAAUUUCUUCAGAUUCUGUUGUUAUUCUGUUAUUCUUUUCAUUUCUGAUUUUGUUAAUUUGGAUACUCUCUAUGUGCCCUCUGGUUAGUCUGGCUAAGGGCUUAUCUAUCUUGUUGAUUUUUCUCAAAGAACCAGCUCCUGGUUGUGUUGAUUCUUUGUAUAGUUCUUUUUGUUUCUACUUGGUUGAUUUCAGCCCUGAGUUUGAUUAUUUCCUGUCUUCUACUCCUCUUGGGUGUAUUUGCUUCUUUUUGUUCUAGAGCUUUUAGGUAUGCUAUCAAACUGCUAUGGUAUGCUCUCUCCUGUUUCUUAUUGGAGGCCCUCAGAGCUAUGAGUUUUCUUCUUAGCAUUGCUUUCAUUGUGUACCAUAAGUUUGGGUAUGUUGUGCCUUCAUUUCCAUCAAAUUCUAAAAAAUCUUUAGUUUCUUUAUUUUUUCCUUGACCAAGUUAUCAUUGAGUAGAGCAUUGUUCAACUUCAAUGUGGGCUUUCUGUUGUUUUUGUUGUUAUUGAAGACCAGCCUUAGUCCGUGGUGAUCUGAUAGAAUGCAUGGGAUUAUUUCAAUCUUCUUGUAUCUGUUGAGGCCUGUUUUGUGACUGAUUAUAUGGUCAAUUUUGAAGAAGAUACCAUGAGAUGCUGAGAAGAAGGUGUAUCCUUUUGUUUUAGGAUGAAAAAUUCUAUAGAUAUCCAUUAAAUCCAUUUGGUUCAUAACUUAUGUUAAUUUCUCUGUGUUUCUGUUCAGUUUCUGUUUCCAUGAUCUGUCCAUUGGUGAGAUUAGGGUAUUGAAAUCUCCCACUACCAUUGUGUGAGGUGCAAUGUGUGCUUUGAGCUUUAGAAGGUUUUUUUUUAUGAAUAUAAGUGCCCUUGCAUUUGGAGCAUAGAUACUCAGGAUUGAGAGUUCAUCUUGGUGGAUUUUUCCUUUGAUGAAUAUGAAGUAUCCUUCCUUAUGUUUUUUGAUAACUUUUGGUUGAAAAUUAUUUUUAUUCAAUAUUAGAAUGGCUACCCCAGCUUGUUUCUUGGGAUCAUUUGCUUGGAAAAUUAUUUUUCAGCCUUUUUUUUUAAAAAGAUUUAUUCAUUUUAUUAUAUAUAUAAGUACACUGUAGCUGUCUUCAGAUACACCAGAAGAGGGCAUUGGAUCUCUUUAUAGAUGGUUGUGAGCCACCAUGUGGUUGCUGGGAAUUGAACUCAGGACCUCUGGAAGAGCAGUCGGAUGCUCUUAACCGCUGAGCCAUCUCUCCAGCCCCAUUUUUCAGCCUUUUACUGUGAGAUAAUAUCUGUCUUUGUCACUCAGGUGUGUGUCCUGUAUGUAGCAAAAUGCUAGGUCCUCUUUUCAUAUCCAGUCUGUUACUCUAUGUCUUUUUAUUGGGGAAUUGAGUCCACUGGUGUUAAGAUAUAUUAAGGAAUAGUAAUUGUUGUUUCCUAUUAUUUUUCUUGUUAGAUGUGGAAUUAUGUUUGUGUGGCUCUCUUCUUUUGGUUUUGUUGUAAGAAGAUUAGUUUCUUGCUUUUUCUAGUAUGUAGUUUCCUUCCUUGUGUUGGAGUUUUCCAUUUAUUAUCCUUUCUAGGGCUGGAAUUGUGGAAAGAUAUUGUGUAAAUUUGGUUUUGUCAUGGAAUAUUUUGGUUUCUCCAUCUAUGUUAAUUGAGAGUUUUGCUGGAUACAGUAGCCUGAGCUGGCAUUUGUGUUCUCUUAGGGUCUGUAUGAUAUCUAUCUAGGAUCUUCUGGCUUUCAUAGUCUCUGGUGAGAAGUCUGGUGUGAUUCUGAUAGGUCUGCCUUUAUAUGUUACUUGACCUUUUUUCCUUACUGUUUUUAACAUUCUUUCUUUGCUUUGUGCAUUUGGUGUUUUGACUAUCAUAUGACGGAAGGAGUUUCUUUCCUGGUCCAAUCUAUUUGGAGUUCUGUAGGCUUCUUUUAUGCUUAUGGGCAUCUCUUUCUUUAGGUUAGGAAAGUUUUCUUCUAUGAUUUUGUUAAAGAUAUUUACUGGCCCUUUCAGUUGGGAAUCUUCACUCUUUUCUAUACCUAUUAUCCUUAGGUUUGGUCUUCUCAUUGAGUCCUGGAUUUCCUGGAUGUUUUGGGUUAGGAGCUUUUUGCAUUUUUCUUUGACAGUUGUGUCAAUGUUUUCUAUGGAUCUUCUGCCCCUGAGAUUCUCUCUUCUAUCUCUUGUAUUCUGUUGGUGAUGCUUGUGUCUAUGACUCCUGAUCUCUUUCCUAGGUUUUCUAUCUCCAGGGUUGUCUUCCUUUGUAAUUUCUUUAUUGUUUCUAUUUCCAUUUUUAGAUCAUGGAUUGUUUUGUUCAAUUCCUUCACCUGUUUUGUUGUGUUUUCCUGUAAUUCUUUCAGGGAUUUUUGUAUUUCCUCUUUAAGGGCUUUUACUGGUUUACCUGUGUUGUCCUGUAUUUCUUUAUGGGAGUUAUUUAUGUCCUUCUUAAAGUCCUCUAUCAUCAUCAUGAGAUGUGAUUUUAAAUCCAAAUCUUGCUUUUUCUAGUGUGUUUGGAUAUCCUGUAUUUGCUUUGGUGUGAGAACUGGGCUCAGAUGAUUCCCAGUAGUCUUUGUUUCUCUUGCUUAGGUUCCUUUGCUUGUCUCUCGCCAUCUGGUUGUCUCUGCUGUCAGCUUGUCUUUCUGUCUCUGACAGUGGCUUGACUCUCCUGUAAGCCUGUGUGUUAGCACUCCUGGAGACCAGCUUUCUCCUAGCAGGAUGUGGGUACAAAGAGCUGUGUCACAAGGUCAGUUCUGCGCUAGGCAUCCUGUCCCAGACUGCUCCUAGGUUCCUGUGUCCUGAGGGCUCCAGGUGGGUUCCUUCUUUGAAAGAAAUGUGAGCAGAAGUAUAGUCUCCCCUGAGCUCUCAGGUUUGUCCAUACUUCUGAGAGUCCAGCUCUCUGCCCCAUGGUGUUAGGGUACAGAGAGCUGUUAGGACUAGGUCAGCUCUGGGCCCAGCCAAUUUUAUAAAUGUUGCUAAGGUUAAACAGAUCUACUGUGAGAUUUUGCAGUUCCUUUUCUGGGUACAUCCCCAAAGGAAUUGAGCACAUACACUUCUGCCAGUGUUGUUGACAACUAGCCAUUAGCAACCACUGUGUUCAUAGAUGGAUUGAUGGAUGAACAAAGUGUCACACACAGAAGAUACUGUGAGGGAUGGGAAGAAGGGUACACUGAUAUCUCCUGGAGCAGGUGGGCUGGAAAACAUGACAGUAAGUGAUAUAAGCCAGAUGCAGGCCACACACUGAGAUCCACCUGUGAAAUGAGUGCCUUUGUUACACACACCCCAGCCCACUAAGCUGAACAUUUCCUAUCUGUACAGUGAAUGGCUUAUGGCUGAUUGCUCAGUAAAAACCAGCUGUCGCUUUUCUAAUUUGUCAUUGCAGUUUUACAAUCCAGUCAUUCAGUCUGGAUACAUCCUUUGGACAUGCAGAUCACUGUGGUCUGGAUAUCAGAUAUGGAUUUUAUCCUCUGGGAUUCACUUCACAACUCUUUAUUUUUUAAAAGGAGAAACUUACUUUUUUACAAGUGGAGCUUGUGGAAAAUUAUCAGAGUUGGGCCCUUUGAUUAAAUACUGGUGGUCUUAUCCGAGAAAGGUCUCACAUGCGUGUGUGAUCAUUCUGUGAUGCUCAGCACUGCUGAGGGCUCUGCUACCAAAGACCAGUGGUAAGUACAGGCCCUCUGGUUAGACCAUGACAGGGAGCCAAACAGACGUCUAGUAACUUACCUAGCUUGCCUGUUGUGCUACUAGCAAUGGAAAAGAUUCAAGCCAGUGUAGUUAAAUUUAAUCCCAGCACUUGUGCAGCAGAGGUAAGCAGAUCUCCUAGUUCUAGGCCAGCUUGUUUUACAGGACAGCCAGGGGUAUACAGAGAGACCCUGCCUUGAAAAACCCAACUUUGAAAGACUUGGUUGUGUUCAAUCUAAUGUGCAGAUAACCUAGCAGGGCAUCCACUCUGAGUUCUUUGCAUCCCUCCACACCAGAUGCUUGCACACAUGGAAUGACCUAACUGCUUGUUUUGGAAGUUCUUGGAGUACUUGAGAUUUACUCCUCUUAAGACAUGAUAACCAACUUUAUUAUUUUGAACUAACUUUAUUCUUUCUCUGUCCUUUUUUUUUUUCAAAUUAAAAAGUAGAGGUAAAAUAUACUUAACAUAAAAUCUGCCAUCUUAACCAUUUUAAGCACAUAGUUCAGUGUAAAGGCAUCUCGAAUGCUGCACAACUGUCCUCAGUGACACCCACACCACAACUCACUAAGCAGCAGCUCUGCAUCCCCUCACGCCUAGCUCCUGGCAGCUAAAGGUUCAUUAUGAUACAUUAAAAUUAAUUAACCUUGGGGGGACUGUUUACUCAGGAAGCAUUUAUUUACAUCUAUUUCAUGGUAAAGGUUAUCAAAGACAUAGUGAAAACUUAAAAUAGGUGUGUGCUUUAGACAAUGAUAAGUUAGCAUGAUAGUACACACUUGGCAUCCCACCAUGUAGGAGGGUGAGGCAGGAGGAUCACUAGUUCUAGCCAACACCCCGGGGCUAUCAAGGCCCCCAACUAACUAAAUGAAAUAAAAAAAUUUAAGGCUGUUAGUACAUGUCAAAUAAUGGAUAGGAAUUGGCAUUGGGCUGAUGGUGUCGUACAUGUAACUUGCAUACACGUUUUAAUAAUGACAGUUGUGAGACACGAAAAUAGGCUAAGCCAACGCAAGAAGCCAACUCCAGUAUCUUGAACAAUUUAACACAUAUUUAUAAAUAUAUCACUUUUUUUGUUGUAGAACAGAGAAACUUUUCAGCAAAGCACGCUAAUUCAUUUGGCUUCCUCUUUGGUAAAAACAUAUUGUUUCGUUUACCAUCAUAUUCAGAAAAAAAAUUCCACUCUUCCUAGUUGGCAUUGGCAUUAUAAUAUGUUGAUAACAAGCAAAAAACAACAACAACAAAAAAACAAGAAAAAAGUAAAAAAAAAUGUUUUUAGAUCUUUCAGAGAAAUGAGGCCAUGGUGGCCAAACUUAGAAAAUUGAGAUAGACAGGUAAAAAAGUCUAAGCCUUCCUAGAGCUGAAGUCAUGAGCAGGACUCUGGGUGGAGACAAAAGCCAGGGUAGGACUGCCAGUCUGCCGGACUGCCGGACUGCCGGACUGCCAGACUGGGCAACUAGGAGUGUGAAAACUCCAGGGGAACCCAGAAAAUGCCUUCCUGAGUCUGAGUUUUGUCUCAACCAGGCUGUCACACUGAGUAUCAGAGAGAAAUUCUCUGUACUUAGGGCAGAGCAGGACAGAAGGAAAGAGAAGUUAUCAAAUGUGCCAGGUGCUCCAUUCUUUUAUUAUUAUUAAUAAUUUAUUAUCUCAUAUAUUACAUCUCAUAUAUUGCAGUUUCCCCUCUAUCCCCCACUUCCCUUGUCCCCUGCCACUUCUUCCUCUGUCUUCAGAAUUUAAGCUCCUCCAUGUGAGCCUUACCAGCUGUGUUUUACCAGAGAUUAGCCAAUCUGGAGGAAGGGAAUUGGCUGCUUCAUUUCAUUCUUAUAACUUGUGUCAUGUGAGGGGAGUGGGGGACUGAAGUGCUGGUGGCACUGACAGUCCAGUGACACAGACUUAUGGGACUGAGCGUGCUCCCUUCUCUGCCCUCAGCUCCAUGAAAAAGGCUGUCAACCAUAGCUCCAUUUGCUCAGUACACUAUGCCCAGUUUUCAGGAAAAACAAAAACCCAUAAAACUUAACAAAAGGCAGAAGUAUAGUUUGGAGAGACUAAGCAAAAAUCAGAACCAGAACCAAUGUAGCAAGAAUAUUGAAUAAUAAUCAGACGGGGCAUUGUUACAAAUCACAGUUAAAAUGCUGAGGGGAAAAUGUAUGCAGCACAUAGUAAUGAGUGGAUGAUGUAAGCAGAGACACAAGUUCUAAGAAAGACAAAAAUUGCUUAUACAGACAAGCAAUGUAAGAGAAAUGCAGAAUCCCUCUGAAGAGUUCAUCAGUACAGUGGGCAGGGCAGAGGAAAUAACCUCUGAGCUUCAGGCUAUGGGAGAUUUCUAAACUGAAAAGCAUAUGAAAAAGAUGGGACUAGUAGCUUUAAAAUAGAGCAUUUAGGAGCAUGGGCACCUCCAGGAAGUGUAGUCCAUGUGAGAAGGUAAUAUAGGAAAGAGAAUGAACUUGAAAUCAUAUUUGAGACAACACUUCCUAAAGAAUUUUCCCAAAUGGUACACACUGAAGUACAAGAGGGGAUGUGCUGCAAGACCCACACCAAGGAAUGAAGCUUUAAACACUAAAUCAAAGUGUCUUGAAAGAAGCCAUGCAGGAAAUACCUGGGUAAGAUCAAGAUGCAAGGUUAAUGCAUAAAAAUUAUUCAUGUACCAGCAAUGAACAAGUGUAAUUUAAUAUAAAAACAUAUUGUUGUUAAUAUUAAUAUGCCAAAAUUGAAAUGUUUGGAUAGAAAUUUAACAGUAUCUGGGCAUGGAGUGCACACCUUUUAUUCCAGACCUUGGGAGCCAGAGGCAGAUGGUUCUGAGUUUGAGGUGAACCUGAUCCACAAAGUGAGUUACAGGAUAGCCAGGGGUACACUGUCUCAAAAAAAUCAAAAAGGGGGGAAAAAGAAAGAAAAACCAAAGAAUAUUAACAAUAUAUGUUCAGACUAAAGACUACAAAAUUCUAAUAUUAGAUAAUUAAUGAAAAGAUAUGGCUAGGAAGGCUAGUGUCAAGAUGUCCCUCCUUCCAAGAUUGAUUUGUAGAUUUAAUGCAACAUCAGUUAAAACCUGAGUCAGUUAUUACAUGGAUAUCAACAAACUGAUUCUGAAAUUUAUGUGGAAAGGCAAAAGACCCAGAAGAACAAAGUAAAAAAGAGAGAACAAAAGAUAGUUACCAACUAGAAUCUUAGUAUGAAAACUUUGCAAUAAAUGAGAUGGAGCAAAAGAACUGACAAUGGACUAGAGUAGAGAGCCAAAGAACAGACCUCAGCACCUGCCAAGAAGUCGAGGCUAUGCCGGAACAGAUGAACCUCUGAUUGUAAAAGUGAAUUCAAAUGAUAUUAACUAAAAGUAAUUGAAUAUGGAUCAUAGAUCUCAAUCCUAAAUGCAGAACUACUAAAGAUCACAAAACCUCUGUGUUCCUUCUCUGUUGAUAGGUACUGUCAGUGAGAGAGAAUUGAUAAGUAGAACUUGGUUAAAAUGUCAAAGGUUUUCUUUGACUGACAUACAGAGAAUAAGAACAUAAUACUACAGACUCAGAUAAAAUGUUUCCAAAAGAUGCCUUUGAUGACUUUUAAUCACAUACCCAAAGGGGCUGGGCAGGUAGCCUUGUCAUAAGUUGUAGCUGGUCUUUGCUACUUUGUGGUUCUUUUUCCCAUCCUUUCCACCCCUCUCCCCGCCCCAUUUCACCCUCUCUCACUAGGUAGGAGAGAAAGAAGGAGAGAGGGGGAAGAGAGAAAUAGAGAUCCCUGAAUAUAAAUUCUUUCCUUUUGUUUCUUCUUUGAAUACAACUAGUAACAAACCUCAGCCAACCCCAUGUCUCUGGAUUCUAGCAUUAUAUACCUUCUGAAAAGUUCCCAGAAUUCCACAUGUCACACAAUCGCAGAAACUCUCUGCAGCUGGCAAACAAUGCUUCUGCUAAAGCACAAGGCAAAUGAUGGUCAGCGGCCGCAGACAGUCCGAAGCAGCUCCAUAUCCCCACGCCUGGAAUUAAGACGAACGCACAUUUUUAUAAUAUUUCUGUGGUUUUAAAGCAACAAAAAUUCCACAAUUGUCACUACAAUAAGUAAAGUGCUUCAGAAUAUGAGUUUCAUUCCCAGAACCCAGCUGUAGUAGCAUUCUGGGGAGGUGGAAACAGGUGGUCUCUGGGCUUAGUGGCCAGCCAGCCUAACCUUGGGUAAGUUCCAAGUCAGUGAGAGACGACUUCUCAAAAAAGAUGAUUAAUGCUCCUGAGGAGUGGUACCAAGGAUGUUCUUCAGCUUUCAUAUGCGCGCACACACACACACACACACACACACACACACGCAGGCAUGCAUCUGUACCCCUCAGAUGCAACAAUACAAAAAUGAAAGUCAACAAUAAAAAAACCUAGUUAAGAAGUACGCAAGGAGUUUUCCCUGGAUGGACACUGACUAAAGCAGACAGGAAAGGUGACAGACAUGAAACAUGGACAUAUGUUUAACAAAUGCUAUUAGGGAAUAGCAAGCCAAAACAUCAUCACUGAGUGUCUGUUGUCUACCUCACAGUCCUGGAGCUUUUGUGCCAUGCUGGGAAGAGUGCAUGAUGGCUCAGCUGCUUUGGAGGGCAAUCUAGCAGAGCUUCGACUUUUUACCAAACUGAAAACACUCUCACUAUAAAAUUCAAUCUUCAUACCCCUUGCUGUUUGCCCAAAUGAGCCAAACAUUUUAUCGGUGCACAAAGCUGCAUGUAGAAUUUUAUAGAUGUUUUAUCCAUAGUAGAUGAAACUUGUGUGCAACCAUGGUAGCCUUUAGUAGAUAAGUGGGUAGAAAAACUUGCAUAUAGCCACUGGAAUAGUAUUUAGUGUUGGCAGAAGCUAUCAAGCUAUGAAAAGAAGCCUGUGUGAUUUCAACUUCAUGUCAUUCUGGAAAAGGUGAAUUGUGGGACCACUGUUCCAGAGGUUAGUGGAAGAGGCAGCAAGAAUAGCUGAGACAUGGAGAACUUAAGGCAGUAAAAUUAUAGUGUGUGAUGUCACAAUUGUGUUUGCUUGUCAUUGAACAUAUGCCAAGACCUGUAGAGUGCAUAAAACCUUGAACUGUGGACUUAGUUUGGCAGUGAUGUCAGUAUCAGUUCACCAGUUCUAGCAAGUCUCACCAUCCUGGUGAGGUGCUGACGGCAGUAGUGCCUGAGGGACAAGCGGUGUAUGGAAAUUCUGUUAUCAACCUAAAACUUCAUCAAAAGUAUUUUACAUUUUUUUCUGGCCUGAGUAUAGAAGUAUUUACAAAAAAAAGUAACUAUAAAGAAACAAAUGCCUAGAUUUCUGCAUCAUUUUAUUUAAUGCCUAUUAAAGGGCAAAGAGGAAGUAUUUUGUGAAUAAAAGUACAUAAAAAACCUCUGACGCUGCACAGUGGUAUGUGGCUAUAAGCCCAGGACACUAAGGGGAUGGAAGUAGGAGGACCAGAAGUUUAAGGUCCUACUUGGCUACACAGUGAGUGCAAGGCCACCCUGGGUAAGACUCUGUUCUCCAGAACCAAAAUCAGAAUUAAUAUGUAAACAAGAGAAUGGUGUGAAUAUAUAGUCAUAAAGUAAAAUCACUAAUCAACAAGGACAUUUCUUACAUAUGUAAGUUACAGUGAAAACCAUGGAAACCAUGCGACAUUUAAAAGUUUUUAUGUAAUAUCUGGAAUAAAUAUUUGAGUAUUUAUUUUAUGUAACAAAACCCUCACAUACCAGAAGUAAGUGAGCGCACAUUUGCUGCGGAUGCUAGCUGGAGUCCUGUGUCAUUCCCCUGCCCUGCACCCAUGCUGUCCUCACUGUGUGCUUCUCCCUUGUUACAGCAUGGUCUCCGUUCAUACGCAUUCAUGAUGCCUUAUUUAAUUUUGUUUUUAUUAAUUUUUCCUGGCUCGCUGUGUUCUUUUUUUAUAAUGCUGUGGUGAGACUAGUGUACACCUAGAGACUGGGAAUUGUGGCAAAUGCAGAUGUCCGAGGACACAACGGCAGCAUCGGCUGGGGGCUUAGGGGGCUUAGGGAACUUACUUGAAGGCUUCUGCUUACUGUUUUAAGCUUCAGGCCUCUGGAAGAUUGUUCCCACGCAACUUUUACUGAGAGGAGUAUAUUACAUUCCUCAUAUGUGUUGGAGCAAAUAAAAGGUUAAAGAUUAUCAGUGAUUUCUGCACAUUUUCUGACCUUUCUCUUUAAAAUGAAGCCUUUCUCUGGGGUCUUAUAACAUAGCUGGAAAAUCUGAAUUUAAUAUUUUAUAUGGAAAGGUUAGCAUGCUUGAAACUCUGCUGGGUACCUAGAAAAACAUUAGACGUAAAAGUUAAUGAGGCAAACCCUUUCUUAGUUAAAUAAUUUUUAUUCAUUCUUUUGAAUUCAUUUUGCUCUUACCAUAUCAGCACAGACCUUGAGUGGGACCAGCUUUUAUAUAGGGCCCAAGAGACCUCCUAGGAUGUUUGCUUUUUGUUGACCGAUGCCCAACUGUCAUUCUUUCCUUGGAUCAAGUCAUGUUGUUAAUAGUUCUUACUGGAUUAGAGGUUUGUUCUUUUCUGCCUGUUGCUGUUUGCCCACAGUACAAGAGAGUGGCUAGUAUAUAAGUAGGGCACAGAGAGUGAAUGUGAAAUGAGUGAGUGCAGAUCUCCUGAGAAAGGGCAGCUGAGGGAUGGGUCACAGUUCAGCAGUAGAGCACUUGCUGAGGAUCCAUGAGGUUCUGGGCUUAAGCCCAGCACUGUAUUAGCUUUUGAGAUUUCUCUUUACCCAGAAAUAAUUGAAUAGUUGUACUUAAGUGAAAUACUGUCUUAAUAGGCACUUAAUAGGCUCUCGUUUUGGCACUUUCAAGAUGUGCCACGUACUCUGCUGGCAGUGUUCCACUUUGACUCCCAUAAGCAGUGACUGCCUCCAGGUCUGGUGUGAUGUGAGUGACAGCUUGUCUGCUGUUUGUCACGGGGUUCACAUAGCUCUUGGAAGGCCCUGAUUCAUUUUUGCAUCUGCUUUCCUGAGAUGAAGGCUGCUUCAGUCUUUGGUCUUGCUUUUAAUACUUUACAGGAAAGUAUGGUGCCCCUAUGAAUUUCUGCUACUUAGUUCCCAUUAGUGCAUGAUUGUUACAAAAUAAUCAGUAUUCUCAAAAGUUACCUUCUUUGUUAAUUUUUCUGUAGAUAUGAAUAAGUUAUUUUUGAUAAUUUAUUGAGACAGUGUCCCUCUAGGUUGCCUGGGCUUGUGGUGCUCCUCCCACUUUAGCCUCUAGAAGCUGGUAUUGAUUCCACGACUGCACUGCCAGAUCCACUUAUACCAUAUAUUUUAAAAUGAAUUGCAUGUUAACUAUUAUUAUCCUCUUAUUAUAUAGAAUAUAAUGUUCAUCCUGAUUUUACCAAAAUACCCCCUUAAUUUAAUCUGAUACUGUUUCACACUUAUUCCUCCCUCCUUCCUUUGUGUUAUAGCCUACACACACACACACACACACACACACACACACACACACAUAUAUCUGCCUAAAUUUUACCCAUGCUAGAAGCAGUAUGAUCCUUUUCUGAAUUCUCACAAGAAGUUCAGGACCAUUUGUGUGGUUGUUCUCUAUGAUCUUGUACUGUCCAUGUUAGAUUCCCUGUCAGUUCUGUUUUCCAGCCAGGAUUGCCGUUCUGUACAUUUCAAAUGUCUCCUGGCUAGCAAGCUAUAUGAACGAGGCAGGUACUGUUGUUGAAUGCUGUAUGCAGCUCAGGCAGCUGGGCUUGUGCGUCUGUGUCUAAAGGGCAGCAGGACUGGGUGGCGCUGUGCUGUUGUAUCUCACUGAGACUCCUGCAGUUUCUUCCCAUGGCAUCCUUGUGCUAUUCUCAAGCUGGCACUCCUGAGCAAACACUGAGACUGAGGUGUCUGCUCUCCAAGUAGAAGCAUGCUAAAGAAGUAAACAGGUCAUGGCACGUUUAACAAAAAGACGACAGGCGGACACAAAAGCUAUCCAGCAUCUUUGGGCAGCCAUUGAAAUUAUCAGGAAUCAGAAGCAGAUUGCCAACAUUGAUCGUAUUACAAAGUAUAUGUCCCGGGUCCACGGCAUGCAUCCCAAAGAGACCACGCGGCAGCUGAGCUUAGCUGUGAAAGAUGGUCUCAUUGUGGAAACUCUAACAGUGGGCUGCAAAGGUUCAAAAGCUGGCAUUGAACAGGAAGGAUAUUGGUUACCAGGAGAUGAGAUUGACUGGGAAACAGAAACUCAUGACUGGUAUUGUUUUGAAUGCCAUUUGCCUGGAGAGGUGUUGAUAUGUGACCUGUGUUUUCGUGUGUAUCAUUCCAAGUGUUUGUCUGAUGAGUUCAGGCUUAGAGACAGCAGUAGUCACUGGCAGUGCCCAGUUUGCAGGAGCAUUAAGAAGAAGCAUUCUAACAAGCAGGAGAUGGGCACCUACCUGAGGUUCAUCGUCUCCCGCAUGAAGGAGCGGGCUAUAGACCUUAAUAAAAAAGGAAAGGACAGUAAGCACCCGAUGUACCGGAGACUGGUCCACUCAGCUGUGGACGUCCCUACCAUACAAGAGAAGGUGAAUGAGGGGAAGUACCGGAGUUAUGAGGAGUUCAAGGCUGACGCACAGCUGCUUCUCCACAACACAGUGAUCUUCUAUGGAGCAGACAGUGAGCAAGCGGACAUUGCAAGGAUGCUCUAUAAAGACACGUGUCAUGAGCUGGACGAGCUGCAGCUUUGCAAGAACUGCUUCUACCUGUCAAACGCACGGCCCGACAACUGGUUCUGCUACCCUUGCAUACCUAAUCAUGAGCUGGUUUGGGCUAAAAUGAAAGGUUUUGGGUUUUGGCCAGCCAAAGUCAUGCAGAAAGAAGACAAUCAAGUUGAUGUUCGCUUCUUUGGCCAUCACCACCAGAGGGCCUGGAUUCCUUCUGAAAACAUUCAGGACAUCACAGUCAAUGUUCACCGACUGCAUGUGAAGCGCAGCAUGGGCUGGAAAAAGGCCUGUGAUGAGCUGGAGCUGCAUCAGCGGUUCCUCCGUGAAGGGAGGUUCUGGAAGUCUAAGAAUGAGGACCGAGGUGAGGAAGAGGCAGAAUCCAGUAUCUCCUCCACCAGUAAUGAACAGCUGAAGGCCACUCAAGAGCCAAGAGCAAAGAAAGGACGACGUAAUCAGAGUGUGGAGCCCAAAAAGGAAGUAAGUUGCCCGCCUCACAGUGUCCAGGUGGCAGUCGAAAGAGGAAAGAGUCUCAAAGUACGCUCAAGACAGUCAAGUAAUAUCCGUCAAGUUAAGGCCCAGUCUCCCGACUCCUGUCGUUGUGGACUGCUGCUCGACCAGCACGCGAGUGCACAGUCUCCAUCCCCAGAACCAGAGCCAGAAACGGAAGCAGUAAGUUCCAGCCAGGAAAUCCCCACAAUGCCUCAGCCAAUUGAGAGGGUGUCAGUGUCAACCCAGACCAAGAAGUUAAGUGCCUCUUCCCCAAGAAUGCUGCACCGAAGCACUCAGACGGCGAGCGAUGGCGUCUGUCAGAGCAUGUGCCACGACAAGUACACCAAAAUUUUUAAUGACUUUAAAGACAGGAUGAAGUCGGACCACAAGCGUGAAACAGAGAGAGUGGUGCGGGAAGCGCUGGAAAAGUUGCGUUCUGAAAUGGAAGAAGAAAAAAGACAAGCUGUAAAUAAAGCUGUAGCCAACAUGCAGGGUGAGAUGGACAGAAAGUGUAAGCAGGUGAAGGAAAAGUGCAAGGAAGAAUUUGUAGAGGAGAUCAAGAAGCUAGCGGCCCAGCACAAGCAGCUCAUUUCUCAGACCAAGAAGAAGCAGUGGUGCUACAACUGUGAGGAGGAGGCCAUGUACCACUGCUGCUGGAACACGUCCUACUGCUCCAUCAAGUGCCAGCAGGAGCACUGGCACGCAGAGCACAAGCGCACCUGCCGCCGGAAGAGAUGAGCCUGCCUGCCACCCUCACACACAGCGGUUUUUGUUCCCAAGAAGCCAAAAUUGUUUAGAAUUUGCUUCCCAUUUUGCACCAGCCUUUAAACACUUUUCGUGGUGAAAUUUUGCACAGUAGUUUAAAUCUUUUGUUAAUGCUCCUCCGGCAUUUUUCGGGGGCUGAAGUAACAUCAAUGGAGGGUAUUACUCUAAAUAAAUCUAAUUGAGGAUUUGUUGCAUUUUCAGCAAAUUUUAAAAACAUUUUUAGGUUUUACAGAAAUUUUAACCUUUAAACAACAGAUCUUAAAAAAAAAACACCGACAGGUGAAUACGAGUGAGUCUAACAGAGACGGAACAGAGCUGAAUGUAAGAGCAGCAGAUGCUUCAGAAGAACAGACUACCUGGCCGUGACCUGGCCGUGACCUCGCUGAGCUGGUGUUGUGCAGCUGGCUCACGCUCACAGGCCUUGCCUGUGGCUGUGCUGGCGGCCUGUGAUUGAAUAUAGGGAACAGGGUUGACACAGCAGGGCUAGCCCUGCAUAUUUUUUCUUAAAUAUUUCCCAAUUGUGUUUUCAUUAUUUCUUUUCAAUAUAUAACUUUUAUAACAAAUUAUUAGCUUUGAUCUUGUAGUUUAAAAUUGCAGGGAAACUGGGGUAAUCUUUUACUGAGCUGGAUCUUAGAGAAAAAUGAAUAUUUAAAUUUUAAAGUUUGCACAUUUCAUCUUUGUCCCGAGUGCUUGUAACAAAAUCAGCAGCAAAAACAAACAUCAAAAGCCAAAAACUACCUGUACUCAGAACACGGAAUUACAGCUGAGGCAUACAAGUUUAUAACUGAGUCCCCUCCCUCCCCGGUGCCACCCUAACCCAGCCCUGUGUCUCCUCAGAGGAGAGAGCACUUGCGGGUCACAGAAGCCGUUGUGUUGUAGGGAGGGUCAUUGCUACUAACGAACUCCAUCACUGUACACAGUGAGAAUGCAUGCUACUUUCCUUGUAUUAAAGAUACCGUGAUUUGUAUAAAGUCUGUAUUCUGCGGGGUGUCUGGUUAAGAAGCAUUACUGGUAGGAAUGGAUCGAUAGUUGAAUAACAUUUUUUUAUACAUAGAUAUAUAAAAGACAACCAGGAAAAUUAAAAUUCUUUAAAACUAUCUCACCAAUUGUUUUUGUUCUCCUCCAAGACCCACCACAGACCAAGCCAAAUUCCCACUUUACUCUUUAGUUAUUUUUGAGGUUAGAGAAAUAAUUUGUAAAUAUUUAUUUAGACCUUUGAUAUUUAUUAAAGCAAUUACUCACAACAGAAGUGAAGGAGUCAGGAGAAAAGCCUUUAAGACAGUUUUCUCCGGUCCAUCAGGGUCACUCUAAAGAUGAAAGGAAGGAGCGUCUGUGAGACCUCCUCCACCGGUGCCCAUGCUAUUGCAGACGGUGUAACUACUGCCACACGGGCUCGCUCUUUUGUACAACCCACCCAUGGCCCAUGAGCUCCCGCCAGGUUUUCCGGCAACUGCAAUAGCUCGGCACCACCGCCCCCUCCUCGCUGCCGUUCCCAUCCCUGCUGCUGCGCUGCCUGAACAAGGACACUUGACAGUCUUUGGUUGUUUCCAGGUUGUCAGACGUCGAUCCACCCCUGUGAGAGCAAGUCAUUGUGGGAAUAUUUUGGUGUGAAAUCAUUCCAGAGUAUGUACUAUUUACCUGAUAGCUGCAUGAAAGUGAGGUUCCUGUUACUUUGGCUUCUUGUCUCUGUCGACACGGCUGCACAUUUCCAAGUUACUACAGUGUGAAAACUGUGUGUUAAAAAAAAAACAAAAUUAAAAAAAGAGAUUGUGGCCUGGUUUUGUAAAAGUUUUAGGUAAAAUUACAAUUGAUUGUUUUAGGAAUCAUUAAAAUUUUCUGCAAUCAUAAAGCUAUAUCAAGGUGUUGAGUUUAGCCACUCUGCACAUUGUAAGUACCCAUCGUGGCUGUCCAGUUCUAUGAUGCGUUCUGGCAUUUUGUAAGCUGCUCUGACUAGCAAUAUAUAGAUUUCAUUUACUGUGUUAACAUUGGUUAAUAAAUGUAUUUAAAAAACCCAA